AUAGAAAGAAACCCCGCCCCCUUUAUGCACAACGUGACCGAAGACGUGAUGGCGUCACGCCUGCGCUACGUCCACUGUCAUGGCGGCGCCCUGAGCGAGAAACUUCCAUGCGCAAAUCUAACGCUUGUAGUUUAAAAGCGCUCUACACAAAGACAGGAGAAGGAUGCCAGCUGCACUAAACCUCAGCAAUGAGGUGGUGAAGAUGAGAGCCGAGGUGAAGCGGGUGAAGGUGCUCAUCAUCCGCAAGCUCACCCGCCAGAUCGCCGUCCUGAAAAAGAAGAAAGGGACCGAAGCCGACCUGGAGAGGAACCAGAGGAGAGCAGCGAGGUUGCUCGAGGAGAUUCAAGUACUGAAGGCACUCGCACCAGACAGCGUUACCAAGGCAGCCCUGCAGAGUGACAUAAGCUUUGAGAAAGUGUGCCAGAAGAAAGAGUCCAGCUUGUCAGAACGUGCCACAGCUCGAAUCGCCACCCACCCUGAGUUCAGCAAGAGAAUUCAGAGCAUCAAAAAUGCUGUCGAGGCCUUCAAAGCAGAGAGAUUGAGCGCUGAGAAGAAAGAAAAAAAAUCUAGAGAUGAAGAGAGAGAAUCAGGACUAGAUAGUGGCCAUGAAGAAGAAGAGGAGGAAGAUGAUGAUGAUGAUGAUGGUUGUUCUCAAGAGGUCCAAAAACAAGAAGAGCAACUAAAGGAACCAACAGAGCAGAAUAAGGAUCCACUCAUAGAAAAAGAGAGCCCGUCAGAAACAGGCAACAUUCCAGUCGAGGUGGUGAGGAUGAGGAAGGAGGUGAAGAAACUCAGAGUGCUGAUUAUCCGGAAUCUCGUGCAGCAGAUCGCUGCUCUCAAGAAGACGAAGGCUGAAGAGUCUGAGCUGAAAGGGAACAUGGAGUGUGCGGCACGGCUGCAAAAAGAAGUCGAGGUUUUGAGGACGCUUCUACCCGAUCAUGUUACCACCAGAGCUCUCGAGGGGAGCAUUGACAUGGAGAAAGUGUUCCAGGAUCCGGAGUCUAGCGCAGUGGAGAGAGCGACGGCACGGAUUGCCACGCAUGCACGCUUUGUGAAGAAGCUUCAAGAUGUCAGACAAGCCAUAGAGGGAGAGAAGAUAAAAGCCGCAAAAGCUGGAGAAGCGAAUAAGAAUGUUAGCGAAGUGAUGAAGGCUGAACAUAGUGAAGGGGAGGUUGAAGACAAGGAGGAAGAGGAGGAGGAGGAGGAGGGGGAGGAGGAUGAAGAGGCAAGUGAUGACAAUGAUGAUGAGGAAGAGGAGGAGGAGGAAGAGGCAAGUGAUGACAAUGAUGAGGAGGAGGAGGAGGAGGAGGAGGAGAAUGUAAAAAUAAAAGAGAAAAAUCCGACCUUAAUGGUAAUGUCAAAUUUUGGAAAGCCACCAGAGGACACCAAGCUGGCUUCUGCACAAGAGCAACCUAAAAGAGUAGAGCUGGAGAAAGCUUCAAAAAGUCCUGAAAAUCCAAAAUCUAGUUCCAAAACACUCGUCAAAGCAGUCCAGAGUCUACCAUCCAAGAGCAAAGAAGCAGCACCAACACCUGUGAGACACAUCUCCAAACCUGACACCAAGAAACCAGAAAGCAAAAAGGUCACAGAAGAGUCCGAUUUGUCUGAUUCUGAAGAGGAGAAAGAGUAUUUCGACGACAGCACCGAAGAACGUUUCCACAAACAGUCUUCUUAUUCAGAGCAGAGCGACGACGACGACGACUUCUUCCUCGGGAAAGUGAGCAAGCUGAAGAAGAAGAAGAAAAGUGACACCGCGUCCAGACCCGACAAAACAAACAACUCUAACAAGCCUCCAGAGAAAGAGGUUAAAGAAACAGCUCAGUUUAAAAUUCAGUCUGUUUUCUGCUCUACAUUGUCCAAAUCCAGCAUUUCCUCUCAGAAAGGUAAACACGGUGCUCCCAAACAGCGGCCUUUCCAAAACCAGAAACAUGAAGAGAAACCAUUGUGGGGGAAAAACCAAGGAUCUGGAAGGGAAAGAAAACCUGCGGGAUUUAAAAUUCAGACUCCUGGAUCGGGAGGAGGAGAUAAAACUGGUAGACCUGCAUUUGAUCGGAAAAACACUCCAAUUAAUAAAGUAGGGAAACAUUCCCAGCAUGCCCUGCAUCCGUCAUGGGAAGCCAGCAGGAAGAGGAAGGAGCAGCAGGCACAGAUCACAGCCUUCCAAGGGAAAAAGAUCAAAUUUAAUGAUGAUGAUGAUGAUGAUUAACAUCUCUCAGGAUCGUUUUUUGUUUUUAAAACAUUUACGUAGAUUUCAUAUUCAUUCACUUUGAUAUGUUAGAAUGGUUUAAGACAUUUUCAUGGUUGUAUGUGUAAAUCCUGAAUAAAUGUAAAUACUGGAUGUGUUUUCAUCUUGUUGCUGGAAGUUUCCUGGACAAAAAUAAUUGAGAAUGAUUAGUAUUAUUUUUAACAUUUGUCUUUUAUGUUUACUUUGUUUUAUUUCUGGGACCUGUAAUGUAAGGAAUAAAACAUAUCGAGGUUA
This is a messenger RNA of Tachysurus vachellii, 2479 nucleotides long. It is a transcript of the gene srfbp1, whose product is annotated as serum response factor binding protein 1. Gene Ontology annotation, biological process: maturation of SSU-rRNA. The transcript has 3 exons. Gene Ontology annotation, cellular component: 90S preribosome; nucleus. The record is from RefSeq and is a predicted model, not a curated record. The coding region runs from base 164 to 2206 and encodes 680 amino acids. NCBI's taxonomy places the organism in Eukaryota, Metazoa, Chordata, Actinopteri, Siluriformes, Bagridae.